UCUCUUUCUCUCUAUCUGUGCCUAAGGUUUUCAUAGGUACCCAACACAUUCUCUCUCUGUUUAUGCCAAGGGUUUCAACAAGUACCCAAACCAACAUUAGCAACAGCGAGCUUACUUACAAUGAGUAACCACGUCAAUGGCGCGGAGGAUCCAAUCGUCCACCGCAUGGUUAUCGACAAGUCUACCCCUGCAUCUGACGAAGAUAGCCCAGUUGAUUACAGCAUUCUCCGCAUGCCCUUUCUUAGACGCAUGACAACAGAUUUGCAAGAAGCUUGGCCGGUGUUGCAAUCUGCUUUAGAAGAGUAUGACAUUUCAUGUGCAUUGGAUGUGGAUCGGUAUUUCAUCACAUUCACGACAACCAGGACUAAGGACCCAUAUGCUAUUCUCAAGUCUAGAUAUCUUCUUCGACUUUUGUCAGCAGCUGUUCCUGCACUUCAGGCAGUAAAAGUAUUGAAUGGAAUUCCAUGUCACCUCAUCUACACUGGGUAUCACAUAGGUGGGCUUUGCAAAAAAUUUGGGAUCAAGAUGGAUAAGUAUGUUUCUAGGAAGAAAAUACUCAUGACUCUCCCGGUACAGGCACUUGAAAAACUGACAGGCUGUGACAUUUAUCUCCGCCCAUCUGUUAGUGUUUCUUUCUACUUUUGAUGGUUGUAUUUGUAAAUUUAUUUUAGCCGGUCUUCCCACAUGCCCAGAUGGAGUGGGAAGAGAAAGAUGACUUCUAAUGAUUUUUAACUUGCUUGUAAAUGAAUAGGAUGACCUAGUUGCCGUUAUGGGUCCAGUUCAAGGAUUGGAACUAGUCAGAAGGAUUGUGGAAGACUGCAUUGUUCAUAAUGUUCCUCCGGCACCCCGUGUCAAGAGGCUUACAAUUUAUGCUCAAACGAUUAAGGGAGUUAAGGCAUUGAGGUUAUGAUGAGUAAUCUGGGGGUUGAGAACUAAUGGUGGUGUCUGCUGCUCCAGUUGUGGUCGCUUAGUCCAUUAGUUUACACUAUACUAGAGAUGGAUGCAUCAGAUUCUGCAUUUAAGAAAUAUAUAUUAUCUACUUGUUGAGAUGCUUAAUUUGUCUUUAAAUGUAAUGACGUGUUUAAUUCCUUCACUAAUCAAUAUCAUCUACGUAGAGUAGAGUUUUAUU
Molecule: messenger RNA, 1129 nt
Organism: Prunus persica (peach)
Lineage: Eukaryota; Viridiplantae; Streptophyta; Magnoliopsida; Rosales; Rosaceae
Product: KRR1 small subunit processome component homolog
Exons: 6
Coding region: 121-645 (174 amino acids)
Cellular component (GO): nucleolus; small-subunit processome
Molecular function (GO): RNA binding
Source: RefSeq, a predicted model, not a curated record